This is a messenger RNA of Sphaerulina musiva SO2202, 550 nucleotides long. RefSeq lists its product as uncharacterized. Lineage: Eukaryota; Fungi; Ascomycota; Dothideomycetes; Mycosphaerellales; Mycosphaerellaceae. The transcript has a single exon. Gene Ontology annotation, cellular component: nucleolar ribonuclease P complex. Gene Ontology annotation, biological process: tRNA processing. The coding region runs from base 14 to 550 and encodes 178 amino acids. The record is from RefSeq and is a predicted model, not a curated record.
CGACCUGCGCGCUAUGGCUAAGAACAAGCCACAACAGGGUGCCAAAGGCGCACCCAACAAGCACCUGGUGGCUCGAAUCGCCUUCUUACACCAAGCUGCUCUAUUGCUCGCGUCUCAGGCGGCGGCGCCAUCAGCACAACCCGAGAGCACUAAUUCUACGGCAGACCACGGCACUGCUCAAUUGCACGAGCUGGACACAAAUGCCACGCGCCGGCAACCGCCCAGAAGCGGUUUGCCCUUCUACUUCACUGCACAGCUCAAGCAAGUCGCCCUCAAAUCACAGGUACGCUUGCAGACGGAUGUCAAGCGAGCUAUCUGCAAAGCUUGCAAUGCGAUGCUCAUUGAGCAUCAGACCUGCAUCACAGGCGUGGAGAACCUGUCGCGCGGCGGCAAGAAGGACAAGGCCAAUGUGUCUGUAGUCGAAUGUCUCGCCUGCGGUUGCAAACGCCGAGUCCCGCUAGGGGCCGCACGGCAGCAGAAUAAGAGUAAACGCGAAGUACCCAAAACUGGCAGUGCAGCGCACGCGGACGAGCCGAUUGGCCAUUCGUGA